This is a messenger RNA of Trichobilharzia szidati, 1729 nucleotides long. The record is from the annotation of a GenBank genome assembly. Lineage: Eukaryota; Metazoa; Platyhelminthes; Trematoda; Strigeidida; Schistosomatidae.
GGAAUUUCAUAAAACUGCAGUGGGUUAACUUAACAUGAAACUAGUACUAAGACUAUUAUUCUCACAGACCCACAUUGUUUAACUAGUUUUGUGUUUUGGCGCACUACUUAAGCCUGACGCAAAAUGGGCUCUCAAGAUAGUGUUUAUAACUUUGAGAAGGUGGCUGUUGAUCCAUGUGAACCUCUUGUUCUUCGUCCGCCUGUUGGAUCAGAAGUUUAUGGACCACCGCUUCGCAGAAAUCGUCCCAGUCGUCAUCGGCCUUUUCUUCUAGGCUCACUCUUCGUUUUGUUUACACUGCUGAUGAUUGCUAGCGUCUUUUUGUUGCUUUACAUUCUUGGAUACAGACCGUUAACUGCUCUUACUCAUAAAUCUAAUGGACAUCAAUCAAUUUGUCGCAUUCGCAUCCCAUUUUUGAAGAUUGACCCUGUAGAAUCAAUUACAGCAGAUGAGAACUUUCUCAAUGUGACAUUGUCCGAAGUGCCAUACUAUAAUGUGAUACGCAUUUUACACUUGUUCUCUGAAGGUCUAACAGUGAUUAGGACUAAUAAACACUGUUAUAUUAGACCACUAAGAGCUGAAUUAAGAGGAUCUGGAGUUGAAGAUUACUUGCGUCGACUAAAUGAUGGAAAUGAUCUAAAAGAAUCAGUGGAAGGUUAUCCUGUGACGGAACCUUGGUUUAUUGAUAGAGAUCCAUAUAAUACUAUCCACAAUUCAUUGAUUAUGUCAUGGUGUGCUGGCGUGCCGGCAUAUCGUCUAGUGUCAAGACCACCUAUCGGAGGAUAUAAUAUGGAUGUGAUACCUGCUAUACCAGACCAGUCAGUGAAACCAAGUAACCCAGAUCCAUUCGGUGGUGAUUAUGAUGGUGAUCAAGCUGACUUCUUACGUGCUCUUCUUCCUGACCAUGAAAAUAUUCGUCGGGUACGCAGUGUGGACUUGGCUACUGUGAUGGGUGUUAAACCAGAUACCUUGCCAAAAUCAAUAAUGAAGUCAGACAAGUCAUCGGAUUGUGAAAUUGUAGACAUUCUUCUGGAAGAUGCUACAAUCACACCAGCAAAUGAUAACAAACCAGUCUCUGUUCUUCGUGAUGUUAUCAUGUCUUGUCAUCAUUAAAUAUUACAUCAAAAUAAAAGCGAAAAAACAACAAAUGAAACAGAAGAGAGGAAAAACCAAUCAUUAUAACAGGAAUUAUCAUCACUGCUCCUUCUUAUAACCAGUUUAUCCACUGUUACUGUCUGUUUUUAUUCUCAAUUUUAAUUGCAUUUCAUAUGACUGACUUUCAUUUUGAUUUUGUUAAUCACCUGCAUUAACAUUGAUGACAAUCAUUUGUUUUAAUUAGUCUAUAUUAUUAAAGCAAUCAUAACUGUUUUACGCGCUCACACAAUACUCAAUAGUAUAGAUCAUCUUUAAUAAUAAUAAUAAUAAUAAUAAUAUUUGUUGUUGUUAUCAUAAUAUUAAUGAUAUUAUAAAGUAAACUCAUGCAUUCAUUCAUUAACUACAUAUAUAUUCACUUUUAUUGAUUUAAUGAAAGGUGGUUCACCAAAAUAAUUUUGAUUGUUAUUACUGCCUCUGCAAGUGCUAGCAUUGUGUUGGUGUGUGUGUUUGUGUGUUUAUGGCAAAUAAAAGUGUAACAGUAACUUUGCAUGCGUCUCAGCGUUUUUUGUCGCUUUUUAUCUACCUAACUUGCAUUAUAUGUUUCAUGUAUAUGAUAAAUAAAAAUGUUCGAGUUCUA